Molecule: messenger RNA, 10429 nt
Organism: Anneissia japonica
Lineage: Eukaryota; Metazoa; Echinodermata; Crinoidea; Comatulida; Comatulidae
Product: otoferlin-like
Exons: 47
Coding region: 65-6820 (2251 amino acids)
Biological process (GO): plasma membrane organization
Cellular component (GO): membrane
Source: RefSeq, a predicted model, not a curated record
GUUAGUCGGACAAUUGGGAACUUACAAGUAUGGUGGACCGUGAGAAAACCUGUCAAAGGACAUAAUGGCUCUCUUUGUGACCUUAAAAUCGGCAGGGGGUUUCCGAGGGAGAGGGGGAAAGGUCGGCAGGAUCACAUUUCGUGGAGUGACACAGUCAACGCAAGUUAUAGAAAAUGCUGGAUUUGAAGCAAUUUGGGAUGAGGUUUUUGAAUGGGGAAUUGGCUCACCAAUCACAGCCAAUGAAACAAUUGAAGUUUCUAUUUUCAUCUUCAACAAAUUCCUAAGCAAUCGUUUGAUUGGCCGAUUCCAGAUGGUCUUACAAGAAAUACUAGAAACAGGCCAUGUCAGCAUUAGUGAACCUUUAGUUGAUGCCAAUAACACACCGACAGAUAUUGUUGUAUCAUUCGAUCUGGAAUACCAAGCACCCGAUGGCACUGUGGGUGACUGGAUGUCGACCAGCUUUGCGCCAGUUGAGUACCCAACUUCCUAUUCUAUGGAUGACCUUCAUGCAUUCGAUGAUGAUGGCCAAUACCAGCCCAGUUUGUACAGCCACACAUUUCAAAACAUGAAAGGCGACAAUGUGUCGCAAUACAGCGUUAAUUCAAGAAGAAGUCGAAUGAGUGCACUGACAAAAUUCAUGAAAGGGAAAAAAAAACGGCGAAUAAACGACAGCACCAGUUUAAUCAGUGUGUACGAAGAAAGCAAAAUGGGCUUAAAUGGCCCCUACUCAGACCCAGGCAUGUUAGAGAAUGGCGUGGAUGGAGGAAUACCAGAUGAUACGUCAUCCAUCGCUAGUGAAAUUGAUGAGGUUCCAAAUGUAAAGAAACUACCGCCCCCUGGAGGCGAAGUUUAUGCACUCAAGCCUCAAGAUUUCCAGGUGAAUGUAACAGUAGUAGAGGCUCGUAACCUAGCUGGGCUCAACAUUGACCCUGUAGUUUGUGUUCAAGUUGGAGACCAGAAGAAAUUCACAAGUGUCAAGGAAUCUACAAAUUGUCCGUUUUGGGAUGAACUUUUUGUGUUUGAUUUUAAUGAAGCACCACUAAUGAUGUUUGACAAAAUAAUCAAAGUCACUGCACUACAUUCAAGAAACAUACUGCGCUCCGGCACUGUCAUAGGCAUGUUUAAACUGGAUGUAGGAACAAUCUACUAUGCUCCAGACCACUGUUAUUACCACAAAUGGGCCAUCAUGAUUGACCCACAAGAUGUAAAUGGUGGACCCAAGGGCUACGUGAAGCUGGACAUUGCUGUGCUAGGCAAAGGAGACACAGUCAAAUCACAAAAAAAUAGAAAUGAUGACCUUGAUGAUGACUUAGAAAGUAACCUAUUCCUACCAGAGGGAGUGUCGCCAGACAGGCAACUAGCAAAGUUCUUCGUAAAAAUAUUUAAAGCGGAAGACUUGCCUGUCAUGAACUCAGGAAUGUUAGCCAAUGUCAAGAAAGUGUUUACUGGUGAACUCAGUGACCUUGUCGACCCCUAUGUAGAAAUCACAUUUGCAGGACAAACUCAACGGACAUCUGUACAGAAACAUCGCUACGAGCCAAUGUGGAAUGAACAGAUCGUAUUCAGUGAGCUGUUUCCACCGCUGUGUCGGCGUAUUAAGGUUCAACUGAAGGACAAAGAUAGCGUGAUGGAUGACAUCAUAGGCACCACAUAUAUUGACUUGGCUAAGAUCUCAUGCGAUGGCCCUGAAGGAUUUCUACCGACAUUUGGCCCUUCUUGGGUGAACCUCUAUGGGUCAACCAGACAAUUCUCCAGCAUGGACAGCAACAGCUUCCUCAAUUUAGGUGUCGGUGAGGGCUGCAUGUACCGUGGACGAAUACUGCUUUCCAUGAAAAGUGAGAUGACAGACAGUGCAACUGAGUCGGGCGCCAUUGGUGUUGAAGUAGAGCCUGCACUUCCUAUAUCUGAGAAUGCUGCUGGAAAACGUGAAGACUUCUUUUUCUUUGCAAGUGUGUUUGAUGCAUCCAUGAUUGACAUGGGAAAUGGCGACAAGCCAAUAUCAUUUGAAUUUACUAUUGGUGUCCAUGGCAACCAGAUAGAUGGCAAAAGUGUACGAAGACCUGCAAAUGUGCAGGAGGCUGACAGUAGUGAUGAUGAUGAGGGGGCGGGGUUGUUGCAGCAGUCGGCAAGCCAGGAUGAUGAGAAAGCUGGUGUUUCUAUGACACUCCCUGUUAAACCCGAGACGAAAGACAAGAACUAUUACCACAUCCCUUAUGAGGAGCGAAAACCGAUUGUGUUUCUUCGUUUUCCAAAAGAGGACCACAGAAGGAGAUUCUACAAUAUGAACAUUCUGUCUAAGAUUGCUGAGAAAUUUGAACAUGGUCUAGGUGAGGUGAAUGACAGAAUCAUGAGGGAAAGGCCCAGGCCAGAUCGUCCAUUUAAGAGGACAAUGUUGGAAUUUGCUGAAGGACUCAUGAACUAUUCAAAAUUGACUAAAGGAACGGGUGGAGGGUCAUCAUCAGGAAAGACCAAACUGGACAAAGAAAGAAAUAAGAUGCUUAUUACAGAAGUGGUAUCCCUUUGUAAAAAGGUCAAUUUGGUAGUAUAUAAAGGGGAAAAACAUGAAGAAGAUUUUUAUGCAAUGGAGACAGAUGAGCAAUCCGACACUCCCAAAGCUCCCAAAAAAUCUUGGAGUAAUAAGAACCAUUUGCGGAGGAAGGUUGGAAAGAUGAGGUUAGAUAAGUUCCGAAAACCGACAGUGAUGGAGAUGAGGGAGAAGAUGAAACUUGCCAAAUCACUACUGCAACGGAUUAAGCACCUUGCUGCUGAGCCACAACAUUGUUUGCCAGACUUGUUUAUAUGGAUGUUGUGCGGAGGAAAGCGAACUGCUUACUGCCGUGUUCCGUCACGUAAGCUCAUGUAUUCAGUAGUUGCAGAGGAAAAAGGAGAAUACUGUGGCAAAAUCAACACACUGUUUCUGAGACUUCCAGGCAAAAAGGCUUCAGGACCUGAAGGAUGGUCAGUACAGGCUAAGCUUGAUGUGUACCUGUGGCUAGGCCUUAACAAACAUCGACGUGAUGUGAUGAAAGGCCUUCCAACAGGCUAUGAGCAGUCCAAGGAAGUGAAGUCGAUUAUGAAGCCUUCAGGCAUACCACCGCUGCUAAUCACUUACAAAGAGCGACACUGCUACCAGCUGCGAUGCCAUAUGUACCAGGCGAGGAGUAUCAUUGGUUCUGAUGAUUCUGGGCUUUCGGAUCCAUUUGCAAGAGUUAUAUUUGGUGACCAAAUCAGAGAAACACAGGUCAUCGAGGAAACACUAUCGCCAACUUGGGAUGAAUUGCUACUUUUUGAACAAGUGGUUGUCUAUGGUAACAAGAAGGAUAUGAAGGAUGAUCCCCCAACCAUUGCAGUGGAGGUCUUUGACAAAGAUCUUGGGGGUGGAACAGAAUUUAUUGGACGAGCAUUAGUGAAACCUGUGAUCAAACUACCAGAUGAUGUAUACUGUAAACCAAGGUUCCCCCCCAUGCUGGCUUGGUAUAACAUUUAUCGUGGGCAGACACCGGCAGGGGAAAUAUUAUGUGCAAUAGAAAUGAUUGAGCUAACUGCUGAGGGUGAAUUACCUCAAGGAGUACCUGCUAUUGAAGUUCCUGCUGAUGCUGGCACUAACAAAAACACCAUCAUGGCUGUACCCAGGGAAAUCAAGCCAGUAAUGUCACGGUUCAGAAUUGAGCUUAUGUUUUGGGGAGUGCGUGAAAUGAAGAGACUUCAAUUGACAAAAGUGGACAGACCAAAAGUGGACAUAGAAUGUGCAGGUCAUGUAAUCUCAUCUGCAGUCAUUUUCAAUGCAAACAAAAAUCCAAACUUUACAGACAAUGUGAAAUUCCUGGAUGUGGAUCUUCCUGAAAAUGAAAUUUACUGUCCACCUUUGACAAUCCGAGUGGUUGACUGCAGAAGUUUUGGACGUUUCACGUUGGUAGGUACACAUGUGGUCAACUCUUUGGCAAAUUACAAAGUCAAGAUGAUUAAACCAGAGGCAGAGAAACCAGCCCUACUUGGUCCUGAAGAAGAGGGUGAAGAGAAUGGGGGAAUAGCAGCAAUUAUCGAGAUAGAUAAUGUUGAAGGAGGAUCUUACGUAGGUUCACAUGCUGGCUCUCGUCCUGGUUCACGUGCUCAGUCACGUUCCGGGUCUAUUGCCCCCUCUCGGAAUGGUUCGUAUGUGGCUGGACUGGACGACACACAGAUGUUGAUUCCGGAAAUGAAUGGCCCACCAAAUGGUGUAAUUAGUGAUCAGAUUUCAUUAAACAUGAGUGUUGAUAAUCUGGCAGUGGAUGUGAUUUCAAAUAAGAGCGUAUCACGACGCAACUCGAUAAAAAGCCACUACUCGGAAAAGGCGUUGUCCAUAAGGGCAGAAUCAAUCAAAGCUGGGUCUAUCAAAGCACAGUCUAUCAGGGCACAGUCCGUAAAAGGAGACGAUAUAGCCAUUGGGAUUCCAGAAGAAACGCGUGAAGGAGGCACACCAGAAGAACCCGGUAGGCCAGCACCUACACCAGGACAGCCACCUGCUGCAGCAGGAGGCGAUGCACCUCCAUCCCAGGCCCCUGGGGAUGGGGGAGGUGAAGGAGGAGCCCCUGCACCACCAGGAGGAGAUGGAGGAGCUAAAGACCAAGACGAGGAGUCAUUAGAUUGGUGGACUAGGUAUUUUGCAACAAAGAAAUUGAUGAAUGUGGAUGCUGAAGGUAGCGAUGCUGAGGGUGAGGAUGCAGUUGAUGAUGGUGGUUUUGAUUUGAACAAUAUUGAUGAGUUUGACAACCGUGCCCUUGAUGACAGAGAAUUUGGGGAGGAUGAAGGAGGAUCAGUUUAUGAUGAAGAUGAAUUUAAAAAGCCUAAGAAACCCAAAGUUGAUCUGAAAAAGGCCACGAUGAAGGGAUUUAAGAAAAUGGCAUCAGGUGCCAAAAACAUGAUGAAGAAAAAUGAGGAUGAUGGAGGAGGUGAUGACGAGGCAUUAACGUUAGCCAUGGCAACAGGGAAGAAAUCUGAAAAGCAUCGAGCAAUGUUUGUUGAAGAGUAUGUGACACCAAUUACUAUAUACCCAUGCGAACUGGAAUCAGUACCGGAGUUUGAAGGUUUCCGCGAAUGGAUGGACAUCUUUCCGCUUUACCGUGGGAAAAACACAGGAGAAGAUGAGGAUGAUUCAGCCAGGAUGUCGGGCAAGUUUAAGGUGAACAACUGUUAUGUCAUUGGUAAAUUAAAGGGUGGUAUACGACUCUACCAAUGGCCACUUCCAGAAGGGGAAAAGAUGAAGACCUUAAAUGGAGGCGAUUCUUUCUUUGGUUAUUUUCAAGGGUUGCCUUCAAUUGAACCAGUUGCAGUUUUGGUUCGAGUCUAUGUUGUUAAAGCGAUUGACCUACAUCCAGCUGAUACCAAUGGCAAAGCUGAUCCUUACCUGCAGGUGAUUCUUGGAUCCAAGAAAGUAAACGAUAAAGAAAACUAUGUGUCCAAGCAGCUCAAUCCAAAUUUUGGAAAGUGUUUUGAGUUUGAAACAACAUUUCCCAUGGAAUCAAAACUGACAGUGCAAGUGUAUGACUGGGAUAUGGUAGGGUCAGAUGACAUCAUAGGUCAAACAGAAAUUGAUCUUGAGAAUCGAUAUUAUAGUAAACAUCGUGCUGUUUGCGGAAUAUGCAAAGAUUAUGCAAUCUUUGGCUACAACAACUGGCGUGACCCACAAAAACCAGCUCAAAUCUUGAAGAAUUUAUGCAAAGAAUACAAGUUUGAUGGACCUCAUUUUUCAAAUGGGACGUGCCGCGUCAAUCAAAUUGAGUACUCCGGCGAGCAGUUUGUUUCAGAUGAAAGUGGAACCCAGAAGCCAACAGAUGAACAUGCAGCCCUUGAGAUGCUGAAACACUGGGACACAGUGAUGCCUAAUUGUAAGCUAGUUCCAGAGCACAUUGAGACUAGACCACUCUACCACCCUGACAAACCAGGAGUAGAGCAGGGACGUUUAGAGAUGUGGGUGGAUCUAUUCCCAAUGGACAGCCCGUUGCCUGGUGCUCCAGUAGACAUCACACCAAGAAAGCCAAAGAAGUUUGAACUGCGUGUCAUCAUCUGGAACACUGAGGAUGUUGUGCUUGAAGAUGCGUCUGUGCUGACUGGUGAAAAGAUGAGUGACAUAUUUGUGAAGGGCUUUUACACUGACCCAAAUGAUGAUCUACAAGCCACAGAUGUUCAUUAUCGAUCUCUAACUGGGGAAGGAAAUUUCAACUGGCGCUUCAUCUUCCCCUUUGAGUACUUGGAAGCGGAACAGAAGAUUGUAGUGAAGAAGAAGGAGUCAAUGUUGUCUAUUGAUGAAACAGAGUACAAGUUGCCACCAAGGUUGACACUGCAAGUCUGGGAUGCAGAUGCCUUUUCUGCCGAUGACUUUUUAGGUGCGUGUGUUCUUGACCUGACCAAGUUUCCGCGAGGUGCGAAGACUGCAAAAAGCUGCAAACCCGAGAUGAUGACAGAUCCAAAAGUGCCUCAGAUGAACCUGUUUAAGGUGAAGAAACACAAGGGCUUCUGGCCAUUCGUGGCACCAAAUGAAGAAGGAGAGGAGGAACUUAUGGGCAAAGUAGAAGCGGAGUUGAUUUUAAUGUCUGUUGAAGAAGCAGAGAAGAGCCCGGCAGGCUAUGGACGUGAUGAGCCUGACCCCAUGGAAAAACCAAAACGGCCGGACACAUCAUUCAUGUGGUUCAUGAAUCCGUGGAAGUCUUUUCGUUACGUUCUCUUUGAACGACUUAAGUGGCUAUUACUAAAGCUGUUUCUAUUGGCACUGCUUGUUGCAUUUAUUGUUUUGUUUAUAUAUGCUUCUCCAGGAUAUCUUGUAAAGAAGAUUCUUGGAGCCUAGUUUUGUUGUUUUUUCAUAGGAAAAAAAAAAACAAUAUGAAAUAUAAGAGUUUUUUGCUUAUGGUUUUUAAAAAUAUUUUACUAAUUUAUAUUAUUAAUAUUAGUUAUGCUUCAUCAGGGCAAACCAAUGUAUACAUAUUAAAUUAUAAAAAAACUAGAUACAUGUUUAACCGAAAACAGGCAAUGAAUUAAUAAAUUUACGUAACAUUGAUUUGUGCCUGCAUACAUCCCAUGUCUUCUUGUCACCCAUGGUCACUGUUACUAUGUUCUACAUAAUUUUUUGGUAAUGGGGUACUUCACUGUAUGUGUAAUAGGGUACUUCACUGUAUGUGUAAUGGGGUACUUCACUGUAUGUGUAAUGGGGUACUUCACUGUAUGUGUAAUGGGGUACUUCACUGUAUGUGUAAUGGGGUACUUCACUGUAUGUGUAAUGGGGUACUUCACUGUAUGUGUAUGGUUCUUUGCUGCCUCUAAGUUUUUGUUCCACCCUUCAUGGGUAUUGUUAGUGGCGGAGGUGAUUGUUAUGGUAUGGCACACACACACACAUGCACACACCAAUGAGGGCUGAUUGGGAAAAAGGGAGCUUUAAUUACAAUGAAUAUUUGCCAACUUGAAUACCAUAAACCUAGGUUGGCUAGUAUCUAGACCUUGAAUUUGUACACUUAAGAUAGUUUUUUAUAGGGAGCUCAAAACUACAGAAUUAGUGUGAUAAUGUAACACUGCUAUGUUGAUGAGUGAGACACGACUCAUACAACAAUUAUAAACCAAGCACCAAUUCAAGGUGAUAUCGGGGUUUAUUCAACAAUGCAUGUGCCCACAAGACACAGCUUGGGUCCACGCUCCUCACGACGACACUACUCGCUAGUCUUUAAACUAUACCCUAGUCUGGUUUACCCUCACAGUCUACCCUUACAAUAAGGCACAGGCUUAACUUAAAGAACCCUAGGCUUAUGUACCCACUUUUUGAGGUAUUAUAACAUUUAUAUUUUCCACAUGUACAAAUUAUGAGAGCACAAGUGACAGGCUGAGGGUGUAUGCAUAUGCAGUUUCAUUUGAUGUAAACUUAUUGUUCAUUAUUUUUUUUAUUAUUACCAUAAUAUUGCAUAGUGUAGUACAGUAGUAAAUAUUUAAAUUAUUAAUGUUACUAAAUAUUAUGAUCAGCAAUAUAUUUCCAUUGUCAUGACAUUUAAAAAAAUGUAUAUAUUUUCAAACCCAUCAAAAAUUAUUUAAAAUUUAUCUACCCAUCAAGUGUAUAUGCAAAUUCUUUAGAUGGCUUUAUUUUUAUAAGAUGCUUGCUGUAUAUUUUUAAUAGGUUACGGUAUAUUAUUUCUGAAAUAAUGUUGCAAUAUUUUAAAAAUACUUUACAUACGUUGCUGGGUCUGUUCAUAAUGUGUGCUUUAUAUUGUGACAAUAGUAUUAUGUGUGAAUACAAUAGAAUACUUGUAAAUACUUUAUCAAUUGCUGUAUUUUUGUUAACCAUGUUGAAGGAAAAGUAUAUAUAUAUUUAAUUUGUGACUACCCCAUUGUGGUACUGGCCCUUUAAAAUAUGACUGGCCUAUUGUUCACAGACUUCCUCAAAGGUACACUGUACUAAGUUAUUGACCUUAUUCACAGAGAAAUGAUAAAAAGAAAGGUUAAAUUUACUGAUAUUUUAACAAUACUUACAAUAUGUUUUUUUUUUCAUGUUCUAUUUACCAGAAAGGACUGAGAGUUCUCAGAAGCCGACCUCAUAUAUUAGUUUCAGUGUGUUGUACAUGAACUCUAAUGAUGCCAAAUUAAUAAAUAAACAAACAAAUCAAGCUACAAUCUUUAAGAAUUGUACUGAUAGUCAUCGGGCAAUACUCGUCUGAUAAACAAUGCCUUAUGCUUCUAAAACACACAUAUCACUAAAUUAAGUGUUGUUUCUUCAUACUAUCAUUCAUCAUUAUGUAUAUGUUAAUAUUUUAUUAUGGUCCAACUAUAAUAUUAAACUUUCAAAUUCACUUCAAAUACUUUUAAACAGAUUAGGAAAAAUUUUACUUCCUGUAGACAUAAAAACCCCAGUUGUAAAUAUUUUAAGUUCAUUAGGGUGGAGCAAACUCAGUGAUAAAUGGGACAAACAAUUUCAAAUGUUUAAAUGGUCAUGCUCCAUAAUAUUUAUCAAAAAAAUGUUUUUAAUUAUGGUUUGCAUACGUAUUGUACUAGCAGUCAAAGUAAAAAUACACUAAUUGAAUGCACCUGGAAUAAUAUGCAAAGUAAAAGAACUUUUGUAUACCGAUCUACUAAAUUAUGGAAUAAACUCCCGGAUCAUACUAAAACCAACUUUAAAUCUAUGAUACUUUCAAGUUUUAAGCAUUCUAUUUCAAAUCCUCAAUAAUACUAUCUUAAUUUAACCUGAUUAAAUUUCUCUUAUCUUGCAUAUCCAUAUUUAUUAUUUAAAUUUUUAAUUUUUCUUAAGUUUCUUUCAAUGUUCCUUUUAAAUCUAUUUUAAUUUGUAGUUAAGUUAUCAAUCUUUUUUGAUUACAAUGUGUAUAUAUCUGCUUUUAAAAUUUUGUAGUUAAGAACUGAACCACUUUGGAAACCAGUACUAUGUAUUGAAAGUGUAUAUAAAGAAAGAAUAAAUAAAAUGUAUGGGAUUUUUAUAUAGCACCUGUAAAUGGCUCUCCACACUAUCAAAAUUAAUGUGAUGAGGCCAUAUCACAUUUAUUUGUCAAAUAUAAUUUAAUAGUGUGGACAUAAAUUAAAGUAUUGUAGAACUUGCCUUAAUCAAAUUCAAAAUAGCAUUGAAAAAUUGUUCACCUUAAUAGGUAAAAUUUGACUUGCAGAUCGAAAACACAACUUUGGCAUGUAAAGCAAGAUCAACUUAGAAUUUUUUCCAAGUCAACUUAGGCCAGUUUAACUGUAUUAACAGUACUGUAGGACUAAAACUGUACUGCACAGGUUGGCAAAGUGCGGCCCGUGGGCAACAUAGGCUUGGAAACACCUUGUUUUUUUAUGGCCCAACACAGAUCAUCUGUAAAAAGUAACCUAAAACUGGGAAUAAAGUGUUGUAAAAGCAAUGCUUGGAGGUUUUUGAAAGCACACUGGAAACAUAAAGUUUGGGUGUGCCCCUCGGUGUUGAAUCAAAAAUUCACUUUGGCCUCCGACUGACUUUUAUGCCCACCCCUGACAGGCUAGUCAUAAGUGUACUUUCAUCUUUUUAUAUCAAGUUGUUGGAGUUGUUUUAAGUAGAGUCAGUUUUAUGUCAAAUUGAAUAAUAUUUUAAUUUAAAAAAAUUAUAUACAUAUUCAAAUAUGUUUGCUGCAUAGCACCUAAACACAUUACAAAUAGAUAAAAAAUAAUAUACACUGCUCGAAUCUGUUAUUACUUAUAUAGUACAUGUAUAUUAUUUUAUAUAGGGAAAUACAUUUGUCAUGUAUGUUAGGGGUUAAUUUUUUAACUGCAAUUUAGCUAUAGUGUGCUUUGUGUAAACAAUGGUGUUUGACAUUAGUUUCUAUUGACACUGAAUAUCAUUGAGCAUUCAAGUGUUAGCUUAGUGCAAUUGAUGGACUAUCAGAAUGAUGAAAUGUAUUAUUCAGCUCCCAAAUAAAUUUAUUUGGCGUGCAAAUAAAGGAUAGGUUGUGCUACAGUA